CGAGCACUGAACGUCCUGGUCGCAGCCGAGGCUCCGGUUUGGUUUGCCGUCCGGGUCGCCCCGGCCGCGCACCCGCAGCUCCCCGCGCAGCAGCCGCGCCGCGUCGGCGCCGUCCCCGGGCCCCCGUGCUCGGCGCGAAGCCCUGGCCCCGGGGCCGGGGCAUGGGCCAGGGGCGCGGGGUAAGGCAGCUUCCCGCACGGCCGUGAGUGCCCCCGCUUCAGCAUGAAGACCCUCAUAGCCGCCUACUCCGGGGUCCUGCGAGGUAAGGUUCGUUUGUAGUGAGGUGGUGAGCACCCUGUCAGUGGCGGUAUUGAAGGAGAGACCAUGGAUUCUAUGACGGGAAGGCCUGUAAUGGGCACUGGCUCCAGCAUCCUCUCCGCCCUCCAGGACCUCUUCUCCAUCACUUGGCUCAACAGGUCCCAGGUGGAAAAGCAGCUACAGGUCAUCUCGGUGCUGCAGUGGGUCCUGACCUUCCUCGUGAUGGAACCUUUGCCCGAGGGGAGACUGAGGCCACCCUUCCUGACCCGUGGCUGCCUGCCUCCCCCAGGAGUGUCCUGCAGUGCCAUCCUCCUGUACACGUUCUGCACUGAUUGCUGGCUCAUCGCCGUGCUCUACUUCACCUGGCUGCUGUUCGACUGGAACACACCCAAGAAAGGUGGCAGGAGGUCACAGUGGGUCCGAAACUGGGCUAUGUGGCGCUACUUUCGAGACUACUUUCCCAUCCAGCUGGUGAAGACGCACAACCUGCUCACCACCAGGAACUACAUCUUUGGCUACCACCCCCACGGCAUCAUGGGCCUCGGUGCCUUCUGCAACUUCAGCACAGAGGCCACGGAAGUGAGCAAGAAGUUCCCUGGCAUAAGGCCCUACCUGGCCACGCUGGCCGGCAACUUCCGGAUGCCAGUGCUGAGGGAGUACCUCAUGUCUGGAGGCAUCUGCCCUGUGAACCAGGACACAAUAGACUACUUGCUUUCAAAGAAUGGGAGUGGCAAUGCCAUCAUCAUCGUUGUGGGGGGCGCGGCCGAGUCCCUGAGCUCCAUGCCCGGCAAGAACGCGGUCACCCUGCGCCACCGCAAGGGCUUUGUGAAACUGGCCCUGCGCCAUGGAGCCGACCUGGUUCCUAUCUACUCCUUCGGGGAGAACGAGGUGUACAAGCAGGUGAUCUUUGAGGAGGGCUCCUGGGGCCGCUGGGUCCAGAAGAAGUUCCAGAAGUACAUCGGCUUCGCCCCGUGCAUUUUCCAUGGCCGAGGCCUCUUCUCCUCCGACACCUGGGGGCUCCUGCCCUACCCGAAGCCUAUCACCACCGUCGUGGGUGAGCCCAUCACCAUCCCCAAGCUGGAGCACCCAACCCAGCAGGACAUCGACCUGUACCACGCCAUGUACAUGGAGGCCCUGGUGAACCUCUUCGACAGGCACAAGACCAAGUUUGGCCUCCCGGAGACUGAGGUCCUCGAGGUGACCUGAGCCAGCCCUCAGGGACCAGGUCCUGUGAGCAACCAGCUGCAGAUUGUUUUCUACCAAGUUCUCCAGUGCUUUUUUUGUUCUGUAAAUUUCAAAGCGUCAUAGGUGUCUGUGGGUUAUUUAAAAGAAAUUAUAAUAAUUUUGUUAAACCAUUAUAAUGUUAGGUCUUUUUUAAGAAGGAAAAAGUGAAUAUUUCACCCUCUUUCACUUCCAGUUGUCCUGUUCUAGGUGAUGGCUAACACAUCUGGUCCUUUAUGGUUUUCUCAACCAACCUGUCUACUUCCCUUCCCAAAAUUGCAGGAAAAAACUCAGUCCUGUUAACUGGGGAAGGACAGCCCUUCGUGACUCAGGCCGGUUAGAUGAUUUGCUUUUUGCCCCUGUGGGGCAGAAGCCACUUGCCAUACAAACACCUCUGCUCGCAGCUACCCCACCCUAGACUGCAGGACUGGUUCCUCUUGCCAAGAGGGAGACUCAGAGGGCAGACUAGUCCCAUUCUGAAGAGUGCACUGAUGAGCAGCUGGGAUGCUCCAGCUUGCUCUCCUGUCUGCCCCCGCCCCCCGCCAGUCUUUCAAAUCUGAGCCUGGCUGGCCUCCAGAGCGAGAUUGGGAGUGGCAGUGAUCCCGUGCUGGCGAGCAGAGCUGUCUUAGAUGCACCAUCUCUGGGAUUAUCCAGCCACCACGUUCUGGUUGUAGUGACUGAUUUUCUGGCGCCGUGGACCCAGCCCUGGCCCGACUUCGGCCUGAAUUGCAUACUUCCCAGUGGCCUCAUUUUGUUUAAGCCCCACCCCCAAGUGCAGGUAUGAGGAAGGGCUCCUCUUCCUGCCCACAGAGGGCCCUGAUCUUCUGAGCAGCAGACUGGUGCCAGGACAGGAGGCCUCUGAAGCCAUGUCUCACAUAUUUGUGCCUUUAUGAGAGGGUGGGGGCCAGGGAGGAAGCCCAGCGCCCCCCGAGUUCUGUUUUCCUUGGUGAGAUCACUGUACAUGUCAGACUUUUGUAUAUUCCUAAAUGAAUAAACAAAAACGAGAGA
Molecule: messenger RNA, 2487 nt
Organism: Equus quagga
Lineage: Eukaryota; Metazoa; Chordata; Mammalia; Perissodactyla; Equidae
Gene: DGAT2
Product: diacylglycerol O-acyltransferase 2
Exons: 9
Coding region: 325-1464 (379 amino acids)
Biological process (GO): triglyceride biosynthetic process
Cellular component (GO): endoplasmic reticulum membrane
Molecular function (GO): diacylglycerol O-acyltransferase activity
Source: RefSeq, a predicted model, not a curated record